This is a messenger RNA of Lizanozyma spartinae, 1584 nucleotides long. RefSeq names its product guanine nucleotide-binding protein subunit alpha (gene GPA2). Lineage: Eukaryota; Fungi; Ascomycota; Pichiomycetes; Serinales; Debaryomycetaceae. Gene Ontology annotation, molecular function: GTP binding; G protein-coupled receptor binding; G-protein beta/gamma-subunit complex binding. Gene Ontology annotation, biological process: adenylate cyclase-activating G protein-coupled receptor signaling pathway. The transcript has a single exon. Gene Ontology annotation, cellular component: heterotrimeric G-protein complex. Bases 1 to 1584 code for a protein of 527 amino acids. The record is from RefSeq and is a predicted model, not a curated record.
AUGGGUCUGUGUGCUUCUAAAAGCCCACUGUCUGAUGUCGGCACACCCACAGACAAUGCUAAACGACAGGGCCAACAGAAUGCCGUCAAUGUCUCCUCUAGUGAUACUCAAACAGCGGUUACAGGUUCACCGAUUGCUGCCGAGGGGAAGAAGAUCUCAGAAGGUACUACUGGAUCGAAUCAAACGUCAGACACAGACGUUCAAUCUAAUCAGAAUCAUCAAGUUCCACAGGGACACCCUAACACCGGUUCAAGUGCGGGUAACCCAGAAACUGAAAAUAUCAAUACAAACCAUAGUAAUAAUAAUAAUAACAGUGCUACUGCUACUGCUACUGCUUCUGUCGGUGCCGGUGCCGGUGCCGGUGCCAGUACUGUCACCGGUAAAGGGUCUAAUGGAGGAGCGUUAACCAAGUCCAGCACCAACCCCUCACUCAACAACGUCAACACCAACACCAGCAAUGGGUCUGGGACCAAUGACAAAGACGUCAAGAUCCUCUUGCUUGGGUCUGGAGAAUCCGGUAAGUCCACAAUUGUCAAGCAGAUGAAGAUCUUGCAUCAGAAUGGAUACAACGACGACGAGAAGUUUGAGUAUCGAUCCUUUGUGUACAAGAACGUAAUGGAAUGUAUUCGGAAUGUUCUUAAUGCCAUUAUUGACAUUCAACCGGAGCUAAUAGUCAAGGACUUGAGUGAGAAGAAGACAUUGUCCGCGACAUCUGAAGCCACGAGCAUAUCUGAUUCUGAAGACCAUCAAAUUGAGGCUUUGGAUCCAAUUGCUGUCAGAGGUGAGCAUAAGAUCAUCAAGGCUGUUUUAGCUGAAUCUGAUUUGAAGGACAUUUUAAAUUAUGAUUAUCCGAUUGACUCAGAUGAAGAUUUCGAUUAUUCCGUCGCGGAAAAAAUUAAUAAGGUUUAUAACCAAACUCCAGAGGUUGCGGAGUUUAUUCAAGUCCAUCAGGGAAGUUUCUAUUUAAUUGACUCCACGGAUUAUUUCCUUUCCCAGAUCUUAACGUUGGCGUCCCCAAAUUACUUACCUACAGUACAAGACAUUUUAAGAACCAGAAAGAAAACGUCGGGGAUAUUUGACUUUAGUUUCAAUAUGCCCGGAUUAAAUAUCCACAUGUUUGAUGUGGGCGGUCAAAGAUCAGAACGAAAAAAAUGGAUCCAUUGCUUUGACAACGUGACUUUGAUCAUGUUCUGUGUGGCUUUAUCCGAGUACGAUCAAGUAUUAUUGGAAGAAAAUACUCAGAAUAGAUUAGAAGAAUCUUUAACGUUAUUUGAUUCGGUUGUUAAUUCCCGGUGGUUUGCAAGAACUUCAGUGGUGUUGUUUUUAAACAAAAUCGAUAUCUUUGCUAAAAAGUUACCUCAUUCUCCAUUGGAGAAUUAUUUCCCGGAUUAUAUUGGUGGUAAUGAUGUUAAUAAAGCUGCGCAAUAUAUUUAUUGGAGAUUCACUCAAGUUAACCGGUCAGGACUAAAGAUUUAUCCUCAUAUAACUCAGGCUACUGAUACUUCAAAUAUCGAACUUGUCAUGGCUGCUGUUAGAGAAACCAUACUUGAAAAUUCCUUAAGAGAUACGGGUUUAUUAAAUUAA